Mugil cephalus (flathead mullet) is the source of this 3427-nucleotide messenger RNA. RefSeq names its product vomeronasal type-2 receptor 1. Bases 31 to 2883 code for a protein of 950 amino acids. The record is from RefSeq and is a predicted model, not a curated record. Gene Ontology annotation, molecular function: G protein-coupled receptor activity; olfactory receptor activity. Gene Ontology annotation, biological process: G protein-coupled receptor signaling pathway. Gene Ontology annotation, cellular component: membrane. The transcript is spliced from 14 exons. Lineage: Eukaryota; Metazoa; Chordata; Actinopteri; Mugiliformes; Mugilidae.
UCUCCGAACUGCUCUCUGCUUUCACGUAGCAUGGACAUCAGACGCUUUUUGCUUGGAUUAUGUGUCCUUUACUACGCUUGCAGAUCUCUUUCAGCAGAGUCCACCUGCAAGCUGAAGGCCAAGUUCAACCUGAACGGCUACAAGAAUGUAGAAAAGAAGAAGGUCGUGAUCGGCGGGAUGUUUCCUGUUCACAUGCGGAUUGCCUCCAGUGAUGGCAACACUUCGAGUGUGCCUGUCUCAUCGGGGUGUGAGGGAUUUAAUUUCCGUACCUUCCGCUGGACCCAGACCAUGCUGUUUGCCAUCAAUGAAAUUAACGCAAGGAAUGACUUGCUUCCCAAUACCGACCUGGGCUACGUCAUAUACGACUCCUGCUUCACCAUCUCCAAGGCCGUGGAGGGCACCCUGACCUACCUGACGGGCCAAGAUGAAGCUGUACCCAACUACCGCUGUGGCAGUGGGGCACCUCUGGCAGCUCUAGUAGGUGCAGGAGGCUCUGACCUGUCCAUUGCCACAGCCAGGAUACUUGGACUUUAUCAUUUCCCACAGGUCAGUUAUUGUUCAACAUGCUCUGCCCUGGAAAGCAAGUUCCAGUUCCCCACCUUCUUAAGGACCAUUCCCAAUGACAAGCACCAGUCUACAGCCAUGGCCCAGAUGGUGCUACACUUUGGCUGGACCUGGGUGGGAACCAUAGCUGCUGAUGAUGAUUAUGGCAAAUACGGAAUCAAGGACUUCAAGGAGCAAGUGGAAGAAGCUGGAGUCUGCAUCUCCUUCUCUGAGACGCUGCCCAAGGUGCAUUCUCCAGAAGCCAUCCAGCGUAUUGUUGAAACUGUAGUUGAGUCCACAGCCAAGAUCAUCGUGGUCUUCUCAUCAGACGUGGACCUCAGUCCUCUCAUAGGUGAGCUGCUCCGCCACAAUGUGACCAACCGCACCUGGAUCGCCAGCGAGGCCUGGGUCACCUCCGCCCUCAUCAACCGGCUUGGGGUGAACUCAGUCCUGUCUGGUACUCUGGGAUUUGGGGUGAAGAGGGCUGAGAUUCCUGGUCUUCAGGAACAUCUACUGGAUCUGGAUCCCUAUGCUGACAAGCUUACUGAGGAAUUCUGGGAAACGUUGUUUAACUGCACAUUGGACUAUGGCAAAGCACUGAGACUGUCCAGACAGAGGGCCGCGGAAGUUAACAACACACUAUCCAGAGCAGUGAGGGCGGUUCUUCCUGGGCUGUGCACUGGGAGUGAGUCUCUGGCGCAGCUCAGUAACACCUACUCUGACGUUUCCCAGUUACGAAUCACUUACAGUGUGUACAAAGCAGUGUAUGCUGUGGCCAACGCCUUGCACAACUUGGAGCACUGUGAAAAAGGAAAAGGGCCCUUCACUGGGGGCAGCUGUGCUGACAUCACCGCGUUUGAGCCGUGGCAGCUGAUGUACUACCUGAAGAACGUGCGUUUCGUUGUGCCGAACACACUGGAGGAGCUCUACUUUGACGACGGGGACGUGGUGGGCUUCUAUGACAUCAUUAACUGGCAGGUCAAUAGCAACGGGGAGAUUUCUUACGUCACUGUGGGGCACUAUAAUGCCUCUGCAGCCCCAGAGGACAGGAUGAACAUAAUGAAUGACUCCAUUGUGUGGAACAAUGAAGUGUUGGAGCCUCCUCGAUCAGUGUGCAGCGAGAACUGUCAGCCAGGCACCAGGAAGGGGAUCCGGCAGGGAGAGCCAGUCUGCUGCUUCGACUGUAUCCCGUGUGCUGAUGGAGAGAUCAGCAACACAACAGAUGCCCGUGAAUGUAUCCUGUGCAGUGGAGAUGACUGGUCCAAUGAAGCGCACGAUGCCUGUAUACCAAAAAUCAUUGAGUUCCUGGCCUUUGGAGAACCUUUAGGAAUCACUCUGAUCGUCAUUUCUGCCUUUGGAGCUUUAGUCACCAUUGCUGUCGGGAUGGUGUUCAUUGUGAACAUUGGCACCCCUCUGGUGAAAGCCAACGAUGCUUUGUUGACUUUUUCGCUUCUCUUCUCGCUGAUAGUGACCUUCCUCUGUUCCAUUGUCUUCCUCGGGGAGCCGCAGCACUGGAGCUGCAUGACCAGCCAAGUAGCUUUGGCUCUGGGCUUUGCUCUUUGCCUUUCCUCCAUCAUGGGUAAGUCAGCAUUGCUAAUGCUGAGAGCUCAGGCUCUGAAAGCAGCCCGAGUCAGAGCCAAAGCAGCUGCCAAAGCUGCAAAGGCAGCAGCCGAAGCAGCAGCGAACAGCGGAAGUCCUGAUGUCAUUGUAACCAACACGACAAACAACAAUGAUGCCGGUGCUGCUGCAAACCCAGAAGUAGAUCGCAUUACUUGUGCCCAGCAGAGGGCAAUAGCUGCUGUGGCAACGCUAAUACAGGCUAUAGCGUGCACAGUGUGGCUCAUCAUCCUGCCUCCGUACCCGGUCAAGAACACCUCGGCCCAGAACAUAAAGAUCAUUCUUGAGUGUGACGAAGGCUCUGUGGUCUUCAUCUGUUGCAUCUUUGGUUAUGACAUCCUGCUGGCUCUGCUGGCCUUCAUCUUUGCCUUCAUAGCCCGCAAACUGGAGGACCACCUCAGUGAGGCAAAGUGCAUGACCUUUGGGAUGCUGGUCUUCUUCAUCGUGUGGAUCUCCUUCGUCCCGGCUUACCUCAGCACACGCGGCAAGUUCAUGGUUGCCGUCCAGAUUUUUGCCAUCCUGGCCUCCAGCUUCGGCCUGCUGACUUGCAUCUUCCUGCCCAAGUGCUACGUCCUUUUGGUCAAACCGGAACGCAACAAGGAGGAGAUGAUGAGGCCCCGCGCCAAACCCCGAGAUGGAUCCUCGACCGGGACCUCGGCCUCUCUCGCUACAAACGCUACUGAGGUCACUGCUACCACUGUGUCCACUGCUAUAGAUGACUAGUGGAGAACCAAACCAAGAUACAAAUUGAAAAUAAUAUUAAGUGCAGCUGUGCCUCUGAUUAGGUUUUUCUAGGCUUGUUAUUCAUUCUGUUUGGUCGAUAAUUUAACAGGCAAAACAUUACUCACAAAUAUCUAUAUUUAUAUUGACUUAAUAUACGUAGGCCAUUUUACACAGGAUCAUUUUAACAAUCAAUGUCCAUGAGGAAAGAAAACUGCUACCUCAACUAUAAUAUAAGAUUGUCAAAAUUACAAUAUCUGUAAGCCUUCUAAAACAUUUUUUUAAAACAAGUUCAGCCUCUUAAUGCUACUGCUAUUUAAUUUUGGUAGUGUGAUUACAUCUAAGGCAACAUGUACCUCAGAUAUCUUACUGCUGCACCUGUAAGCGUAUAUUUCUUGCACAUUUGGUCCAAAUUAUCACUUUCUAUCACCAGAAUAACGUCAGUCAGUGUGAUACUAAUUGCUGUAACUCUUAAUGUUAUUUUAAGCCACUGUGUUUUCUCUUGUUAAAGCAAUAAAUCAAUAUUAUUUUUUUGCCCAGUUUUAAA